Messenger RNA from Thyridium curvatum, 318 nucleotides. RefSeq lists its product as uncharacterized. The transcript is spliced from 3 exons. Bases 1 to 318 code for a protein of 105 amino acids. Gene Ontology annotation, cellular component: site of double-strand break; nucleus; DNA replication factor A complex. Gene Ontology annotation, biological process: DNA replication; double-strand break repair via homologous recombination; nucleotide-excision repair. Gene Ontology annotation, molecular function: damaged DNA binding; single-stranded DNA binding. Lineage: Eukaryota; Fungi; Ascomycota; Sordariomycetes; Thyridiales; Thyridiaceae. The record is from RefSeq and is a predicted model, not a curated record.
AUGGACCAGGUCACCCCGCGGAUCACCAGCCGCUACCUCGACUCCUUCGUGGGCCAGGUCGUCAUGAUCGUCGGCAAGGUCGCGCAGCUGCGCGGCGACACGGCCGUCGUCGACUCGGACGGCAACAUCACGGCCCAGCUCAACCGGGAAUCCCACCUCACCACCGGCAACGCCGUGCAGCUCAUCGGCAAGGUCAACCCGGACCUCUCGGUCAAGGUGAUGGACUCGCUCGACCUCGGGUCCGGAGCCGCCGUCGAUAUGGGCGUCUACCAGGCCCUCGUGGAGGCUUCGCACCGCGUGAGGGAGAUCCACUUCUAG